UAUUUAAUAUUUUCAUUGCCUCAUUAAUUUUCGUAUUAAUAUUUGAGUAUACGUAGUUCUGUUGACUUUUCACGAAAAAAAAUAAAAAUAAAGCAUGUAAAACACAUGAAUUAUUCUUACACUAUUUUUUUUUUAAAUAUAUUUACAUUAUAUAAAUGUUUGAGGGUUGAUUUAUCUACUAAGUGUAUUGGAAUGUAUUGGAACCGUGCUAACGUUUAUUAUGCACAAUGUGUGCGCAGCCGUGGAAAAUACUGUACAGUAUCCAAAUUCCAACAACCAAGCAAAAUAACUGAACUGUUGGCUGAGAAAAAUGGUAAAGAAGAAGAAACCGUGGUGUCGGACUCAUUGACUAAAAUACCGCGUUUAAUACCAAAGGAGAAGACUGAAUUUCGUAAAAACCCAUUGAACAUUCAAAUGUUGUCAGCCAACUUGUAUGAUCAGCUUUUCAAGGAUUCUCAUACCACAGAUGAAAAUGUUUUGAAGAUGGCUUUAAAUGAGCUGUCCAAAUAUGAUUUACCGUCAAAAUUACACAAGGUGCCCGAUAUUGAACUCCAAUUACCUCCAUUGGAGGGAAACAUAGUUGAUCACUUUUAUAAAAUUGGUAAAAUGCAAAGUGAACCCUAUUCAAUAUUGAUGGAUGAAUUUUUAAAACAAGAAAUUCCAGAUAUGCCUAAAGAAUGGGUGUUCAGAGAAGGUUGGACUAGGUAUGGGAAGGAAAUCGAGCAAUGUGAUUAUCCUAAAGAAAAAGUAAUGAUUUUUGAUGUUGAAGUAUGUUGUAGAGAAGGUGAUUUACCUACCUUAGCAACUGCUGUUACAUCAGAAGCUUGGUACAGUUGGGUGAGUAAAGACUUAAUCAGCUGUAAUACCAGAUCAGGUAGAUAUCUUGGUUAUUCAUGUAACGAUCUUAUUCCAUUAGAGACACCAAUUAAAUCUAAAGAGAAAAUCACUGAAUGGUCAAACACUCCCAAGUUGUGUGUAGGCCAUCAUGUUGCUUUUGAUAGAGCUAGAAUUAUGGAGCAAUAUUGGUUAAAUCGUACAGCUCUUAGAUUUAUAGAUACUAUGUCUCUGCAUGUUGCUAUUAGUGGAAUCACUAGUUAUCAAAAAACAUUAUUAAAAUCUAAGGAUAUCAUCGAAGAUGAAUCCUGGCAACAACAUAGCUCAUUAAAUAGUUUAAAUGAAGUGUAUAAAUUAUAUUGUAAGGCUGAGUUGUCCAAGAGUGAUCGUGAUAUAUUUGUUAAAGGUUCACUACAAGAUAUUAAUAAUGAUUUUCAAAAUCUAAUGAGUUACUGCGCAAAUGAUGUUAUAGCCACUAAUAAAGUUUUAAGAAAACUGUGGCCUUUAUUUUUAGAACGUUUUCCUCAUCCUGUUACUCUAGCCGGUAUUUUAGAACUGGGUACAUCAUAUUUGCCAGUAAAUUCAAAUUGGAAAAGGUAUCUGGAAACUUCAAAUGAAAUAUAUGAAGACUUGGACAUUGAAUCUAAAUUUUUACUUUCACAGCAAGCAAAUCAAGCUUGUCAAUUAAUGUAUAAUGACAAUUAUAAAAAAGAUUUGUGGCUCUGGGACCAAAAUUGGAUACCUAAGCAAAUAAAACUGAAAAAAGAAAAAAAGAAAAAACCAGAGAUUACGGUAGAAAAUAAACCUAUAGAAACAGAAGACAUUUAUGAAAAGAAAUUCCUAGAAUUGCAAGAAAUGUUUAAGCCAUUAAUGGCAACAUGUGAACGAAUGCCCCUUAAAACACCUCAUCUAGCUGGUUAUCCAGAAUGGUAUAGAAAAUUGUGUGCGCCUCCCAAAGACCCCCAUUGGGUUCCCGGUCCAUUACUCAUAAGCUCUGGUAUGCAUCUUGUUCCAAAAUUACUUUCUCUUAUGUGGAAAUCCCUCCCCCUACAUUAUGUGAGGGGAAAUGGUUGGGGCCAACUUGUACCAUAUGACACUGAUAUAAAACUUCCAGAUGCUGAAUUGGUACCACUUAAAGAAUUACAAGACCACUAUAUUAAAAAUAAUAAAUCUUGUGACUGUAAAAUAAAAAUCAAUAAUACAGAACUCCAUGAAAAUGUCCAAACAAAUCUAGUCAAGUAUGAAUGUAUUUUCAAAAAAAAAAAUAACAAAAUUAUACGGAAUAAACCUUGCAAAGAAAAUUUAUCUACAGGUUGUGGUUUAUUGAAACUUCCACAUAAAGAUGGGAAUCAUUUAAAUGUUGGAAACCCACUUGCACGAGAUUUCUUAAAUAAAUUUUCUCAAAAUGGACUGUCUGGUAAAGAUAGUAAUGCUGAGCAUAUUAUUGAAAUAUCACGCAUGUUAUCUUAUUGGAGGAACAACAGAGAACGAGUUGAAGGACAAAUCGUGGUUUGGAAUGAUAAAUCUAAAGGAUAUGGUGCCAUCAUACCACAGGUUGUAGUUUGUGGAACAUUAACUCGUAGAGCAGUUGAAAGGACAUGGAUGACAGCUGCUAAUGCUAUUGAUGAACGCGUUGGAUCUGAAUUACGUAGUAUGAUCCAAUCACCCCCUGGUUAUUCUUUAGUUGGAGCAGAUGUCGAUUCUCAAGAAUUGUGGAUAGCAUCUGUUAUUGGAGAUUCUUAUUAUGGCAAAGAACAUGGGGCUACAGCUUUUGGGUGGAUGACGCUUAGUGGUAGAAAAAAUGAUGGUACAGACAUGCACAGUACAACGGCUAAAGCAAUUGGAAUUACAAGAGAUAAUGCAAAAGUAUUAAAUUAUGCUAGGAUUUAUGGUGCAGGAAAACCAUUUUCCGAACGAUUAUUGAAGCAAUUCAAUCCAGACUUGAGUCCUGCACAAGCAAAACAAAAAGCAAUAGCCAUGUUUAACAUGACAAAAGGAAACAGAAUCUACAAACUUCAUGACAAUGUUUUACCAGAAGUUAAAAAAAGAGAACAUUCCCGACUCGGUGCACAAGAGUUAUGCACUAUUUACAAUAAGAGUGUUGAUGAAUUGUUUGAUAAACCUAUUUGGAGCGGAGGUUCAGAAUCUGCAAUGUUCAACAGCCUUGAACAAAUUGCAUGUUCAAAAGAACCAAAAACUCCAUUUUUAGAAUCAAGACUAAGUCGAGCUUUAGAAAUGAAUGGAGUGGACAUAGAUAAAUUUAUACCUACCAGAAUUAAUUGGGUUGUGCAAAGUGGUGCUGUUGAUUUCCUUCAUUUAAUGUUGGUAUGCAUGCGGUGGUUAAUCCAUCCUAAUGUACGGUUUUGUCUUAGUUUUCAUGAUGAGAUACGUUAUUUAGUACCAGAUGAACAUCGUUAUCAGACUGCAUUAGCUUUGCACAUAACAAACUUACUAGUUAGAGCAUUUUGUGUCAAAAAAUUGGGCAUGACUGAUUUGCCUCAAUCAGUAGCAUUUUUCAGUUCAGUUGAAGUUGAUACUGCUCUUAGAAAAGAUGCUCUUAACGAUUGUGUUACACCAUCCAAUCCACAUGGAUUAUUAAAAGGCUAUGGGGUACCACUUGGAGAGUCUUUGGACAUUAUAAAAGCUAUUGAGCUGUCUGGUGGAAACAUUGGCGUGUUCAAAAAGAAAAAGAGGAAAGCCGAUAAAACAAAAGACUGAACCAAACAAUUACAUCUAUCAU
Messenger RNA from Melanaphis sacchari, 3574 nucleotides. RefSeq names its product DNA polymerase subunit gamma-1, mitochondrial (gene tam). The transcript has 2 exons. Lineage: Eukaryota; Metazoa; Arthropoda; Insecta; Hemiptera; Aphididae. Bases 106 to 3552 code for a protein of 1148 amino acids. Gene Ontology annotation, biological process: mitochondrial DNA replication. Gene Ontology annotation, cellular component: mitochondrion; gamma DNA polymerase complex. The record is from RefSeq and is a predicted model, not a curated record. Gene Ontology annotation, molecular function: 3'-5' exonuclease activity; DNA binding; DNA-directed DNA polymerase activity.